This is a messenger RNA of Brassicogethes aeneus, 375 nucleotides long. Lineage: Eukaryota; Metazoa; Arthropoda; Insecta; Coleoptera; Nitidulidae. The record is from the annotation of a GenBank genome assembly.
AUGGCAGUUUUGAUUUACGGUUGUCUGUGCAUUCCUGUAAAUGAGAAUUAUAAAAAAUUUAGAGAACAUCAGAGCUAUUUAACCAAUUUUACGUGCGGUGUUCCUAGGCCAAGAUUAAUAAAAUCUUCAACCAUUCUAAAGGAAAAAACAAAUGUACGAGAAAUAUCACCGGAAUACACAGUUCUUUAUCAAUGCGACUGUACCGGACUUUGCAGUUCACCAGGCGAGAUUUGCAGAGCAAAAACGGAAUAUGUAAAAUUGUAUUUUAGAUUACAACUUUCAAAUGUUAUUAUCAGCCACGAUGUUCGUAAUGCAACAUCAUGUACAUGUGAUAAAGUUAAAGAAACACCCGACUGCCAAAUGGACAUUUUGUGA